CUGGAGGGGAAAAUCUCCUUCGAGGAGUUCGAGCGGCGGCGGGAGGAGCGCAAGAGCCGCGAGAAGUGCAAAAGCUGAAAGCCGUGGUCUGUAUGCUAAUCCCGAACAUCAGAGGAAGCAGGAGUGAGGCACGUGGCAAAGCUAGUAACUAAUGUUGUUGGUGUGCGUAGGACAGUGAGAAUGCAUCUGCUGAGGAGAACACCGACGACAUAGAUGCUCCCUCUUCAUCCAGAAAGGCGGCUGGAAAGUCCCAAAGUCAGGAUGAAACAGACGGAGAAACUGCAGAUGGCGUCAGUAAAUCUGUUCAUCGGGUCUUUGCGUCCAUGAUUGGGGAAAAUGAAGAUGAGGAAGAGGAUGAAGAGGAAGAGGAAGAAGAAGAGGAAGAAACUACCGAGCAACCCACAGCUGGAGAUGUUUUUGUGUUGGAGAUGGUGCUUAACAGAGAGACCAAGAAAAUGAUGAAAGAGAAAAGGCCUCGCAGCAAACUUCCUCGUGCAUUGAGGGGUCUGAUGGGAGAAGCCAAUAUCAGGUUUGCUCGAGGAGAACGCGAGGAGGCUAUUCUGAUGUGCAUGGAAAUCAUUCGACAAGCUCCUCUUGCUCACGAGCCUUUCUCCACUCUUGCCAUGAUCUAUGAAGACCAGGGUGAUAUGGAGAAGUCAUUACAGUUUGAACUGAUUGCUGCUCACUUAAAUCCUAGCAAUACAGAGGAAUGGGUCAGAUUGGCAGAGAUGUCGCUGGAACAGGACAAUAUUAAACAGGCUAUUUUUUGCUAUGCAAAAGCUUUGAAGUAUGACCCAACCAACGUGCGUUAUCUAUGGGAGAGAUCAAGCCUGUAUGAGCAGCUGGGGGAACAUAAGUUGGCUAUGGACGGCUACAGGCGUAUUUUGAAUCUUUUGUCUCCCUCUGAUGGAGAGCGGUUUAUGCAGUUGGCUAGAGACAUGGCAAAGAGUUAUUAUGAAGCCAAUGAUGCUGCCUCUGCUAUUGAGAUCAUAGAAGAAGCCUUUACUAAACAUCAGAGCCUUGUCUCCAUGGAAGAUGUUAAUAUAGCAGCUGAACUGUAUAUUUCCUCCAAGCAGUAUGACAAAGCAUUGGCGGUUAUUACUGAUUAUGCAGGAAUUGUGCUUGAAAGGAAAGCAUCAGAAGAAAGUCCUGCUGAGGAGAAAAAAGAUGAUGCAGCAGCAGUGGUAGAAACUGAGGAAAGCCAGAAGGCAGUGACUGACAAACAAGGUGAUCCGGCUGCUGAAUCGAGCGCUGCAGCUGUGGAGAAGGUUAGCUGCUGUAUACCUGAAGGGGUUCCCAUAGACAUCACAGUCAAGCUGAUGGUGUGCUUGGUACACUUGAACAUCCUAGAGCCUCUCAACCCUCUUUUGACCACUCUGGUGGAACAAAAUCCAGAAGAAAUGGGUGACUUGUAUUUGGACGUUGCAGAGGCAUUUCUGGAUGUUGGAGAAUACAACUCAGCCCUGCCUCUCUUGAGUGCCCUCGUCUGUUCUGAACGAUACAACUUGGCUGUCGUCUGGCUUCGGCAUGCAGAGUGCUUGAAGGCUUUGGGACACAUGGAGCGUGCCGCAGAGAGCUAUGCUAAGGUUGUUGAUCUUGCUCCAUUGCAUCUGGAUGCAAGAAUCUCACUUUCAACACUACAGCAGCAACUGGGCCGGCCUGAGAAAGCUCUGGAGGCUCUGGAACAAAUGUAUGAUCCAGAUACACUGGCUCAGGAUGCUAAUGCUGCCCAGCAGGAAUUGAAGUUACUCCUCCAUCGGUCUACGCUGUUGUAUUCCCAAGGCAAAACGUACGGUUAUGUAGACACUUUACUGACAAUGCUGGCAAUGCUGUUGAAGGUAGCAAUGAGCAGAGCUCAGGUGUGUUUGAUAUCUAGCUCCAAGUCUGGAGAGAGACACCUCUACCUUAUUAAAGUGCCAAGGAAUAAAAUUUCCGACAAUGAUGACCAGGAGGCAGCGAACUGUGAUGCAAAAGCGAUUUUUGCUGUUCUCACGAGUGUUUUGACAAAGGAUGACUGGUGGAACCUUCUCCUGAAGGCUAUAUAUUCCCUGUGUGACCUCUCCCGCUACAAGGAGGCUGAGCUACUAGUAGAUUCCUCAUUAGAAUAUUACUCAUUUUACGAUGACAGACAGAAGCGCAAGGAGCUGGAAUACUUUGGGCUUUCUGCUGCAAUCCUGGAUAAGAAUUUCAGAAAAGCAUACAACUAUAUCAGAAUAAUGGUAAUGGAAAAUGUCAAUAAACCUCAGCUGUGGAACAUCUUCAAUCAAGUUACUAUGCAAUCUCAGGAUGUCCGUCACCAUCGCUUUUGUCUCCGCUUAAUGCUGAAAAAUCCUGAUAAUCAUGCAUUGUGUGUCCUAAAUGGGCACAAUGCAUUUGUAUCUGGCAGCUUCAAGCAUGCUCUUGGACAGUACGUGCAAGCCUUUCGUGCAAACCCAGAUGAACCUCUCUACAGUCUUUGUAUUGGCUUAACCUUCAUCCACAUGGCUUCUCAGAAAUACGUGUUGAAAAGGCAUGCUCUUCUGGUACAGGGAUUCUCCUUCCUUCACCGCUAUUUGGACCUACGUGGACCAUGUCAAGAAACUUUCUACAACCUUGGCCGCGGCCUUCAUCAGCUGGGGCUACUGCAUCUGGCAAUCCACUAUUACCAAAAAGUACUUGAGCUUCCUCCUCUCACCUUGGAGGGAAUAGAAACCGAUCAGACAGACUUGAGAAGAGAUACUGCCUUUAACUUGUCACUUAUUUAUCACAGCAGUGGAAAUACCAGAAUGGCUCAAAAGAUGUUAUAUACUUAUGCAGUUGUGUGAUGAAGUUUGUGGCAGGUAGAAAUGAUACCCUUUGUAUUAACUCUUGCAUCAUGCAGUGCUGGGGAAACUGGUUUUGUAUGCAUCUUUUUCUGUAUGUGGUCGAAGACGUGGCUUGUGCUGUAUAUAGUUUGUAUGCUGUAUAUGGACUUUUUCUACGUCUGACGUUUGACCUACAUCACGUAUGGAUGGAAACAAUUUGCUCUGAGCACAAGGCUGACAAACAUUGAUGAACUGCUUGAUCUUUUGUAUAGAAUCGAACAGUGAAAACUCAAGCCUAAUAUUUUCUUUAGAAAAAUUUACCAUGUGCAAUAUUACAAGUACUUACAAGCAAGGUUGUACUGUAAUAAAGAGAAAUGGGCUCGUGCUAAUUUCUACAGGAUGGAAAACUCAGUAUUUCUGAGAUCAUUUAAGUGUUCAGUGUUUCUAGGAGUUCAUAUUCCUUGCAGCUCUUCUAUUACAAGGUUGAUUUCUGUUUUGUUGAAAUCCAUGUUACUUUUGUCCUUCUGAACUUGUUAAUAAAAAUUUUGAAGUUAAUGAUGCUUGUUUACUCUUCCAUAGGAAAAAAACAAUAAUAAAGCUUCCAAACAGCAAAAAUUAAUAUAAUAAUAUCAUUUAGCUUGUUAUUGAACAUUGCAAAUGGUCUGGAUUUUUAAGUAGUUUUGACAACUGAACAGCAGCACAGAGUGCUAGAAGCAGGCAGCUCCCAACCUAGCAAGAGAGCAGUAAAGAUUAUAUAGCUAUAUGGAUAUAUAGGCAGGGUUUGGUGCUAAAGCAAAAUAAGGCUGAAAAAAUAUGCUGAAUAGAAAUCAAGCCAUGCUGUUGCUUCCCAAGCACUUGUUAUUUACCUUAUGACAGCUAACUGUUUUUUACUUUCAGCUCACUUUUGUGUGUUUAUGCUUCAUGCUCCAAUCAGUGCUUCAGAAAUGAAUCUUAUAGAAUUGUCUAUGCUAAUUUUAAAGCUAAAACAAAUUGUAUCUCAGAUCAAAUGUUACAUAACAAUAUACUGCGUGUCCACUUCAGCAGGGAAGUGCUGGGCCAUACUGAGAAUACGGAGAUAUGAGAGCCAAAUACCGUGAAAGUCUCACCAACUCUGGAAAGCACAGCAUGUUUACUAGGACUAGUUUACCAGAUUAGUUAGGAAACACUGCCCAAAUCCAAGUCCUCUGCUAAAUUUGCAGAAAUAACUAAAAUGUUUUUUUCAUUUAUAUGUCAGCCUGAAGUAUAGAAAAAUGCAGAAGGAAGAGAAUGACUCCAUCACCUCUGUUUCAUUUUGUAAUCUGUGCUAUCUCAUCACCACCUGUGACGUGAUAGCCAACUGUUUGCUAUGUAAACUUGUGCUGACUCACAAUGUGUGUACAGAUGUGCCAUAAUUGUAUCAGCUUGGUGUAAAAAGUCUCAGUUUAAGUUUUCCCUAUCGUUUAUUGGUCUCUUCAUAUCUUGUAACUCUUCUGAUGUAUUUAUUUUUUUUUCUCCUCACAGUGAAUGACUCCUCUAUCUUCACUUGAAAAAGGUUUAUCAUGUCCUAGGAAGCACAGUCCUCAGCCCUCAGUAUUGAACUAAUGCUUUGAAAACAGAAGCCAGAGGUCCAGUAUGCAGUUUCCCUUUGCAUUAUUUUUUUCCAAAACUGAGUUUGAAAUGCUCAAAAUCCUAUUGCUUAUGUAUUUUAUAAAAUAGAAGAAUUAGUAACAGUUUUAGUCAAUUAUUACAUACGUUACCAAACUACUUGGCUUAAUCAUGGCAUUUGUUAGCUUUUUAUUGCUAAAGAGAUACUUUAUAUAAGAUACUAAAGGCAUAUGUAAGAGACUGCCCGUGAAAGCAUUUACUGCUUAUUUUAGGAACCAAAUACCAGUUUAGUUGUAUUUAUAUGCAUUGAAGAUUGUAGAAAGCUACUAAUUAUCCAUGUUCGCUGUUGGCCACAGGUUGGGAGGAAAAAAAAAUAACAAAAAAACCCCUAACCCACAAUGCUUAGAAAAUUAAUUUUUGAAUACUAUGAAUAUAGUAGAACGUGUGGCUGUCAGGCUUAGCAACUACCAACCACCAUGGAAAGGCUACCAAUGUAGACCUCAACUGUUGAUCCUGCAAAUGGCAGCAAAGCAUUAAUUUACUGUACGUCUUUUUUGCAGUUACAGUGUAUAAAGAGUAGAAUUGCAAGAUAACAUUUAUUGUGGACUUCUGAUGCUUGAAUGGAUUUUAUAUGGUGGUUUUCCCCAAAUCUUUAUAAAGAAAUAGCAUUUUUGUAACUUUAACACAGGGAUACAGGUUUCUAAUGUACAUCCUUUAUUUUUAAUCAGUAUGAUUGCAUCAUUUGCUUCAUUAUGGUUGUCUUAGUACAAAGGAGACUUCAUGUUUUCUUCUUACUGCCGGUUCUUGGUUGAACACUAAUGAACUGUCUCUCAGUUUCUCCUGUAAUUUAGUCCUAUCAAAUCAGAAGUAAAAAUCUAUCUAAAACACAUCCUGGACAUUUGGAAGAGCUAUUUCAUUCUGUGUGCAUCCUGCAAAGCUGCAUCACUUGCUAAGGCAGACACAGCCAAGCCUAAAGGUAGCGUUAAAGGUAUGAGGGGCUCUGGUACAGUAAUGUUUUACAAUUGCUCUGUGUCUCAGUGUUUGUUUGUUUUUCCUGAAAACACAAACAAGUAUAGAAGCAAUAGUAUGCGUUGAAUAUAGAAUAGAAUGUUAGUGUGCAAACUUAAAUACCAAGUUUAAUGGCUGCAUGCAUAUAAUUAGAUUCCACAUAUCAAUAUAUAAAGUAAGUGUAGAUGAAAUUGUACUAAAGAGAGCAGAGGAUUCUGGAACAAUGGAGGUGUGAAGAACUAGCCUUUGAGAUCCAUUGUGCCUUUCUAAAAACUCCUGCAGUGGGAAACCUGAGAAUGGUUGGUUCUGUUACCCUGCCAACAAGCCAUGCAGUGCAGCUGCAGUGUGCUUUUUCACUUGUGUGGGGUGGUAACAACCAUUUGUCCCUCAUUAGGCAGCCUAUUUACGAAUUCAGUAAGGAUUCUUUCAUUAAAAACCUGAGGCAUUAAAAAUGCUAAGAGCACUUCUAGAAGACUUUUUCAACUAUGAUUACACUUUGAGUUAAUGCCAAGCAAAACUAAUGUAGUUUUGGCUGCUGUUUGGCUGGGGGCACUGGAGAUGGAGACAAGCAGGUUAUGCUAAAUCAUCUAGGUCAGUGUAAGGAACAGGUGCAGUGAGUGCCAGAUGAUCUCUGAAAGAACUAGUUUGACUGGGAUGAAUCUAAAGCAUAGGCCUGCUUUUCAACUGCACAACUUUAUGAAGAUCAGGUGAAUGAAAAAUAUUUGCUGGCUUUCACAGUGCUCAACCACCCUAGUUCCUUACAAUAUCCAUCUGCUGAAAGGAGGUCUCUUUAAGAUCAGGUCUUUAAGAAUUAGUCCAGGCUACUAUCGUGUAAAGUUAUAGUUUAGGACCAAAUUUCUGUGGAGCAGGGUGAUUUAAUGCCACUGCAUCCUUGGCCUACUCCGAGGCUCCAGAGGUACACAAGACUUCCCUCACUGAACAGAUAUUGACAAUAACAUGUGUAGAUCCCACAGAAAUAAGUAAUACCAUUGGUCAGAAAGGAGAUGGCAGUUAGCUCUGUUGCAGCAGAUCAGAGUGCAACACCGCCUGUACUAAAGCUAGGUUAUACUGGCAGGUCCAUAUGGCUGAGUAAGCCAUGAUGCAGAUAGCUGGCCCAAAGAAGUACAAACACUGUCAAUUUUAAAAUAAUCUCCAGCUUAUUACAACGUAAGUCUAGUACUCUUAUCCCAGCUUGUUGUUUCAUAGUAAGAGCAGUUAAACAAAUUCCAUUGAUUCUUAUAAAAGUAUAACACUGCACACCUAAUGAAUUCCUUAUAUGCUGCUAAGAUAGCCCAAGGCUUUUGUUCUCUCGUGACUCUGACACCAUUUAUCAUUAGAAGCCAGUCCUGCCAGUUCCUCCCUGUCCUGGUCACGUCAGCAUCUAGCCACAGAUGUAUGACUGCUUUCAGCAAUUCACCUGACCCGUCUGCAAACCAAUCUGAGAUUUGUUUUGAUAGCACUUGCCAGGUCUUAUUCAAAAACUGGUAAAAGUGAUGAAAUCAAAAAUGUAACGCAUUAGCAGUGAUAUGUAAAAAAAUAAUUGUUAUGAAGCCUCAGCAUGCAAAGUUUCUGAUUCAAAAGGAUAAUCCUGUUAGAAAGCUUGUCACUCAUGCACCCACACAAAACAAUCCCUGUAAUGAUGGUGAGGGGUAUGAGGUAAUUUACAAUUGGAACAACUAUUCCUGGGAUCUCCACCUGUGAGUGAGCACCUUUAUUUGCAAGAUAGAGAAGUGUCUUCUCAGAGAUAGAGAAGUAUUUUGAAUCAGGUAAGGUUCCUGAUUCUUCCAGCACCUUGGUGCUUGCAGAAUCUGCUGGUGGCAGAUGAUGUUUCCCCAGGUUGUGGCACACACAGGUGGCUCUGGGCUGCAAAUCACCCAGAUGAGCUCAUUUCCUGGCCAGCUCAGGUCGGCAUUUCUGUUGGUGAGCUUGGGGGUGGGUCUUUAUUCUGCUCUCUGUAGAGGUGUAAGUGGGAAGAUCUGGUGGCCUUUUCUUCUGGGAGUAAAAUGUUUUAUGAAGCUGAUAUUGGAUUGUGGAAUUUCUGUGAUCCCCACCCCAAAAAAACAGAGAUUAUAGUUUUAGUAGCUUAAUAUAUAAGUCUCUUGGAAAGCUGUUAACAAAGCUAUGUAAGAACUGCCAGUUAUGGAGACAGCUGAGGAAUCUACGGAAACAAGGUAAGCACGGCUUUUUGAA
Molecule: messenger RNA, 7565 nt
Organism: Phasianus colchicus (ring-necked pheasant)
Lineage: Eukaryota; Metazoa; Chordata; Aves; Galliformes; Phasianidae
Source: RefSeq, a predicted model, not a curated record